AUGUCACAGCUAACGGAUUAUCUGUGGGUGAUGGAUGACGAGAGACUGAUAACAAACCUGCAAUUCAAUCAGUGCCUUCUGAUCGUAUCGCAGAUGGAGAGGCAGAGACAGCGCAGCUUGAGAGAUGAGGGCAGGAAGGUGCCAGCGGAUGCCAGGUGCCACGUAGCAAAGCCCCUCACAGCAAAGCCCGACAUAGCAAAGCCCCUCACAGCAAAGCCCGACAUAGCAAAGCCCCCCAUAGCAAAGCCCGACAUAGCAAAGCCCCAUGUAGCAAAGCCCGACAUAGCAAAGCCCCUCAUAGCAAAGCCCCACAUAGCAAAGCCCCUCGUAGCAAAGCCCCUCAUAGCAAAGCCCCUCAUAGCAAAGCCCCACAUAGCAAAGCCCCUCGUAGCAAAGCCCCUCGUAGCAAAGCCUGACAUAGCAAAGCCCCUCAUAGCAAAGCCCCUCGUACCAAAGCCUGACAUAGCAAAGCCCGACAUAGCAAAGCCCCUCAUAGCAAAGCCCCACAUAGCAAAGCCCCUCAUAGCAAAGCCCCACGUAGCAAAGCCCCACAUAGCAAAGCCCCAUGUAGCAAAGCCCCUCGUAGCAAAGCCCCUCGUAGCAAAGCCCCCCAUAGCAAAGCCCCUCGUACCAAAGCCCGACAUAGCAAAGCCCGACAUAGCAAAGCCCCUCAUAGCAAAGCCCCACAUAGCAAAGCCCCUCAUAGCAAAGCCCCUCGUAGCAAAGCCCCUCGUAGCAAAGCCCCUCGUAGCAAAGCCCCCCGUAGCAAAGCCCCAUGUAGCAAAGCCCCCCAUAGCGAACGCCCCCAUGCUCUCCCUGGGCGCUGCAGUCCCUGCUCCCCACCCAAGGCAGAGCUGA
Molecule: messenger RNA, 858 nt
Organism: Phalacrocorax carbo (great cormorant)
Lineage: Eukaryota; Metazoa; Chordata; Aves; Suliformes; Phalacrocoracidae
Source: RefSeq, a predicted model, not a curated record